AUGCAAAGAGUAAUCAAGAUAAUUAAGGGUAGCGCUAAACAAAGUGUUUACAGUCGCGCGGGACACAAUGAGGCGGAGGGGCGUCGAGACGCUUGCCCACAUCGCAGGUUCAUUGUCUUAAAUAUAGAUGUACUUCAAGAGACUACAUUAAAAUCCUCAUUAAUAUCCCAAAGUCGAGAGCGAAGACAAAAGACGCAAGAAGUGGAAACAUCUCUUGAUGCUGAUGAGAGUGCAACUAUCGAGACGCGAGAUAAGUUUAAUAAAAAAUGCGAGGGGAAGUUGGGGCGGAGCAACCCCACAGUAAAAAAACGCGUGAACAUUUGUAGCAAUAAUUCGAGCCACAAGCCAUGGGCCGCGGCUGCUGUUGAAAGAAUGAUACAUCAUCAGACCAAUAAUAAAUCACACAUGAUUCAAUUAGAAAAAUACUACGGGAUGGCGAAAAACCGGUAA
Danaus chrysippus (African queen) is the source of this 450-nucleotide messenger RNA. The record is from the annotation of a GenBank genome assembly. Lineage: Eukaryota; Metazoa; Arthropoda; Insecta; Lepidoptera; Nymphalidae.